This is a messenger RNA of Diaporthe amygdali, 1593 nucleotides long. Its product is annotated as major facilitator superfamily transporter. Bases 1 to 1593 code for a protein of 530 amino acids. Lineage: Eukaryota; Fungi; Ascomycota; Sordariomycetes; Diaporthales; Diaporthaceae. Gene Ontology annotation, molecular function: transmembrane transporter activity. The transcript is spliced from 3 exons. Gene Ontology annotation, biological process: transmembrane transport. The record is from RefSeq and is a predicted model, not a curated record. Gene Ontology annotation, cellular component: membrane.
AUGGACACCAAGGACGUUGAAUCCUUUCCAACUAGGACAGUCAGUGCUGGCGACUCCGUCUCGACUGCCAAUGUUGGCCGCGACGCCCUCGCCGACGUGACUCCGCCGCACGAGAGCUACGAAGGCAGGCACCGCUUUGAUCCAACGGCAAAAUGGACCGAGGCCGAGGAGCGCCGGGUGGUUCGCAAGACGGAUAUGUACCUGCUCUCGGCGCUGUGUGUCAUGUUCUUCGGCCUCCAGCUUGACCGUGGUAACCUGUCCAACGCUCUGGCCGACAACCUGCUGAAAGACCUCAAAUUGUCGACGGAUGACUACAACAACGGCACCACGAUCCAGCUUCUGUGCUUCCUGGCCGCCGAAUUCCCUGCCCAGAUCCUCAUCAAGCGGUACGGUUUCAAAUACAUCCUGCCCACCAUGAUGUUCCUCUGGGGAACAGUCUCAUGGGCCCAGGCGUGGAUGACAAACCGCACAUCAUUCUAUAUCACUCGCGCCUUCAUUGGGUUGUGCGAAGGUGGUUUCAUACCGGGCACAAUCCUCUUUGCCACGUAUUUUUACAAGUCGAAAGAGCUAUCGCUGCGCCUGGCCGCCUUCUGGUCCACCCUCAAUGUUGCGCGGGUCAUAUCUGCUUUGCUUGCAGCUGGCAUUCUAGAGAUGCGAGGCAUUAGCGGAAGGCCAGGGUGGUUCUGGCUCUUCUUGCUCGAGGGUUUACUUACCUGCGUCAUCGCCGUCGUGGCGUUCCUGUACCUCCCAGUAUCUCCUGUGUCGACGAAGGGGCCUCUCUGGCGGAAGCCCUGGUACACCGAGAGGGAGGAGGUCAUUAUGGUCAACCGCAUUCUGCGUGAUGACCCAGCAAAGGGCCUCACGGCGAUCAAGGAGCCCGUGACCUGGAAGGAUGUGCGAGGAGCCUGGGCCGAUAAAUCCAUGUGGGGACUGUACUUUGUUGGCUUGGUCGCUUACAUUCCUGCCACUCCUGUGCAGGCAUACUUGACCUUGACCCUCAAGAGACUCGGGUUCUCCACUUUCAAUUCGAAUAUGUUGACGAUCCCUUCAGCAGUCCUCCAGAUCAUCACCAUGCUGUCUCUAGCCUUCAGCAGCGACUACUUCAACGAACGAGCGUUCCACGCAUUCUUCGGCGAGUUCUGGAUCAUGCCGCUGCUGAUUGCGAUGCUGACGCUUCCAAAUGGUGGCCGGGAUUGGGGCCGCUUCUCGCUGGUCACUUUGAUUUCCGGAUACCCAUAUUUCCACCCCAUCAUCUCAAGUUGGCUUUCAGAGAACACCUUCGACGUCAAGAAGCGGGCCAUUACCGCGGCAACUUAUAACGUGAUCGUCCAGAUCGGAAGUCUUAUCGGGUCACAGAUCUAUAGAUCAUGGGACUCGCCAUACUACAAGCACGGCAACGCAGUUCUGCUGGCCAUUUGCGUGUUAUCACUGGCGGCAAUCUUGGUACAGCGACAGGUAUUGGUGUACUUGAACAGAAAGAAGGAGAGGCAGUGGCAGGCAAUGAGCGUUGCAGAGAAAGCUGCGUACCAGAACGACACGGAGGCGAGGGAGAAAGAAGGAAACAAAAGACUAGACUUUCGUUUUGUGUACUAA